GUACGCGCGAAAGCAGAGCGGUGAUUGGACGUGACGCGUCCGAGUCUGUCCUCGAGUUACUAUGCAAUUGUUUAUUUCGUUGAAAAACGUGUAAUUAUGAAUUGAACGAGCAUCGGUAUCGUGAAAACUCGUACGUUGCACUUUUGUACGUUGCAGUUGUUGCGUACGAGAUUCGUUUUGUUUCAACGGAUUUGGUUUUGGAACGUUCGCGCCUCGUCUGUCUGUCGUUCGUAAUUAUGCAUGGUAAAUUGUCGACGAGAAGUGAAACCGUUUACCUGUAACAUGUCAGAAAGUAGGCUUGAUAUGGAUAUUGAUAAUCAAAGCGAGGACGGUGAAAUAAAGAAAAGCCCUUCGAAAGACAUGGACGACUUCAGCUUUUCAGAGGAGGAUGGGGGAGAUACAGCAGACUCUUUGGACAUAAAACCGCCGCAGGCUGUUGUUCGCCAUCACAAAUCUAAUUCUUCACGAAGGAGGGACAAACACAGCGAUAGAAGAGAUCGUAGGGAAGAGAAGGAGAGAAAGUCUAGGCAUCAUGAUCGCGGGGAAGAUAGACACAGAGAUAAGCAUAGACAUCGUAGACACGGUGUGGAUAUUUUGGAAAGAUCAGAACGUUCAGAUGGUUCCAAAAGGGACAGGGAAAGACUUGAAAGGUUAGAAAGAAUGGAGAGUCACAGAGACAGAGAGUCUAGACACGACAGGAAAGAGAGAAGUACAGGGGAUCGUGUUUUGGAAGAUCUGAGGGAAAGAUUGUUAGAUAAAAGAAGAGAGAGGCGAGAGGACUCUCGCGAUAUUCGUGAUUAUAAAAUGGAAACUCGCCGCGAGAUCCGUUUGGAGGACACGCGAGAGUUACGUGAGUCGCGCGAGCGUCGAGAAAUACGGUUGGAGGAUAUGCGAGAACGUCGCGAGACUCGUGCUAUCGACGACAUCAGAGAACGUCGUGAAAUUCGAAUGGAAGAGCACAGACAUAUGAGGGUAAUGGAGGAGCAGUACUCCGAAACGGAGUUAAUGGAACGACCCGAGAGAAGUGAGAAACGUCACAAGAGAUCGCACAAGCACGAUCGGCUUCGCGAGAGAGACCGGGAGAAAGUGGAGCGCGAGAAAGAGCACAGAGAAAAGCAGUUGCGCGAGGCAAUGGAAAUCGUCACGGAUGAGCCGGAUGAUAUGGAGAUCAACGAAAUACCGAUACAACCGAAGGAUCCGAAAGAAAUGACCGAACAGGAACUUAGGAAAGAAAGGUUGCUGGAAGCUGACAGAGAGAUGGCUAGAAGGAAAGAAGUUUCUCGGUUAGAGUUGGAAGCGCGACGAAUGAAAAGAGGUGAGAAACGACCUUUGAGUCCGGAUAAUGAUCAAGAUCCGUCUAUCGUAGAGUUAUCCGACGAGAGCCCGAGUCCCGCUCAUUCGGACGAAGUUCGUUCUAAAUCUAUCGAAUCUAGACACUCGUCUGAUGGAGAAAGAAGUAUACGCGAGAGAUCCUCUGAUCGACACUCUUCCGAUUCGUCCGAAUCCAGCAGCGAUGACGACGACGAAUCAAACGAUUCAAAUAAAGGUUCCAAUGCUGAUUCCAACGACGGUUCUGAUUACAAUAAUCCAAGUCCCUUAUCUGUUGACCGGUUGGCGAAAUCUGAUCAUUCCGAUGGAGAGUCGCCUGGACACGUGGAUUCGAACAGCGCGUCGAAGAACGUGGAGGAAGAAGAAGAGAAAAAGGAGGAGGAAGAACCUGAAUUACCUCCGUACUUGCCAGCAAUUCAAGGUUGCAGAAGCGUAGAAGAAUUUCAAUGUUUGAAUCGUAUCGAGGAAGGUACAUAUGGCGUAGUGUACAGGGCACGUGAUAAACGUACGGACGAAAUUGUUGCUCUGAAACGACUGAAAAUGGAGAAAGAAAAAGAAGGCUUCCCGAUAACCAGCCUCAGAGAAAUAAAUACUCUGCUGAAAGCUCAGCAUCCGAAUAUUGUUACUGUCCGAGAAAUAGUUGUUGGCAGUAACAUGGAUAAGAUAUUUAUUGUAAUGGAUUACGUGGAACAUGACUUGAAAUCAUUAAUGGAAACGAUGAAGCAGAAGAAACAGGUUUUCAUACCAGGAGAAGUCAAGUGUCUUAUGCAACAAUUGUUAAGAGCAGUAGCACAUUUGCAUGACAAUUGGAUUCUUCAUCGAGAUUUGAAAACGUCGAACUUAUUGCUAAGUCAUCGUGGUAUUUUGAAGGUUGGUGAUUUUGGUUUAGCGCGAGAAUAUGGUUCUCCUUUGAGACAAUAUACUCCGAUUGUUGUAACGCUUUGGUACAGAGCUCCUGAAUUGCUAUUGAGUGGGAAAGAAUAUAGCACUCCCAUCGAUAUGUGGUCGGUCGGAUGCAUUUUUGCAGAGUUAUUAAGGAUGGAGGCAUUAUUUCCAGGUAAAUCUGAGAUUGAUCAAUUAAAUAGGAUAUUCAAAGAAUUAGGUACGCCAAACGAUCGGAUAUGGCCAGGGUAUAGCAAACUGCCGAUGGUGCAGAAAAUUCCAUUUGCUCAUUAUCCCGUAAACAAUUUGAGACAACGUUUCAGCUUAUCCUUGUCAGAUUUAGGCAUCGAAAUGUUAAACAAAUUUCUCACGUACGAUCCUCAACAACGAAUCUCGGCGGAAGAUGCUUUAAAACAUGGUUAUUUCACAGAGGCACCGUUACCGAUAGAUCCACAAAUGUUCCCUACGUGGCCAGCCAAGUCGGAGCUUGGCGUACGAACAGCGAAUGCUUCGCCAAAACCACCAAGUGGUGGAAAAGAGUACAAACAGUUGGGAGACGGAGACGACGCUGAUUUGAGUAACUCUGGUUUUCAUAUGGGUCUUACGGAAGGCGGUAGACAACCACCUAUCGGUGGUGGUUUCCACUUGAAGUUUUAAACACAUAUGAUGAAUUUAAAACUAGAAACAAGAGUGACUGCUUUUUCUACGGAAUAAACUUUGUAAAUUUCGAAGUACUCGCUGUUUUGCAUUUGAAAUUAUAUGGAAUGACAAAGAUAUUGAAAAAUGAAAAAUUUCGUCGUGAAUUCCAUGAAAAAAAGGGGGAUUGUAGUUAAAAGAUUUUAAUGUUAGAAUUUAUAUUUUUUGUUGUAUAACAUUAAAUCUCUUCUUUCGAACGGACAUUUUAAAACAUACUCUUGGAAGGAAGAAUUUAUAUUUUAUUUGAUCUAACAAUCGUAAUUUGUUGCAGCUAGGAAAAAGAAAUACGAUUUAUUAAAAAAAUUGUCAACAAAGGUAUAAUUCUUCUAGUUUAUUGAAUUCAGUAUGUUACAAGCUUAGAAGCUUCUCUGAAAUGUAUACAUUAAAUAAAAGUGUAUCGUUGCCAGUAAA
Frieseomelitta varia is the source of this 3318-nucleotide messenger RNA. It is a transcript of the gene Pitslre, whose product is annotated as cyclin-dependent kinase 11B. Gene Ontology annotation, molecular function: cyclin-dependent protein serine/threonine kinase activity; ATP binding. Gene Ontology annotation, biological process: regulation of mitotic cell cycle; protein phosphorylation. Bases 241 to 2868 code for a protein of 875 amino acids. The transcript has 8 exons. Gene Ontology annotation, cellular component: nucleus. Lineage: Eukaryota; Metazoa; Arthropoda; Insecta; Hymenoptera; Apidae. The record is from RefSeq and is a predicted model, not a curated record.